Messenger RNA from Paramecium primaurelia, 267 nucleotides. The record is from the annotation of a GenBank genome assembly. Lineage: Eukaryota; Ciliophora; Oligohymenophorea; Peniculida; Parameciidae.
AUGAGAAAAAAAUCUUUUUAAGAUAAUGGAAUUUAUUUAGAAAAACAUGCAAAAGCAUUACUAGAUUAUUAAUAAACAUCAGAUUAAGAAGAUAUUAAUACUUAAUCUAAAUAUCGAAUCAAAGCUAUCAAAUAUAAAAAUAAUCUUUUAGAAUCAUAAGAAGUAAUUAAAGCAUUAAAAAUGGAAAAUUAAGAAAGUGCAAUUGAUUAGAAAUUAAUUAUUUAGAAUAAAUUAUUAGCGAAUUACUCUUAGAUAUUGAAGAAAUGA